Molecule: messenger RNA, 1134 nt
Organism: Anopheles marshallii
Lineage: Eukaryota; Metazoa; Arthropoda; Insecta; Diptera; Culicidae
Product: hatching enzyme 1.2
Exons: 3
Coding region: 1-1134 (377 amino acids)
Biological process (GO): proteolysis
Molecular function (GO): zinc ion binding; metalloendopeptidase activity
Source: RefSeq, a predicted model, not a curated record
AUGUCCAGACCAGUGUCGCUGUGUGCGUUAGCGAUCAGUUGGCUUGUGGUGGGGCAUUCGCAGGCGAACGUUAUCCUGUAUGAUGAGACCGAGAACAAUAGCAUUGCUGGAUCGAGCGAAGUGAUAGAUUUGUCCCAUCUCGGACCAGAGCUAUACGGUGAGCCGGACGAAGAAGUGGGCAAACUGGUGGCCAACUACGAUCCAGCCACUGAUAGCCGAAAUGUGGAGGAGCUGGGCUCGUACGUCGAGGGCGACAUUCUGAUCGAUCGUCCGGAUGGGCGGAACGGUCUGUCCAAUACGGCUGCCCGCUGGCCGAAAGGUGUGGUACCGUUUGUGAUUUCGGGAAACUUCGACGCCAAAGGAAUGCAGCUGAUCGAGCAGGCUAUCAAUGAGUAUCACGCGAAGACGUGCAUCCGUUUCGUCCCUCGCAUGGGCGAAACUAACUACGUUUCGUUCGAGAGUUCGGCCAGUGGCUGCUGGUCCAGUGUGGGCAUGACCGGAGGCAAACAGGCCGUCAAUCUGCAGAUUCCCGGCUGCACCACACUCGUCGGUACGGUCAUGCACGAGAUGAUGCAUGCGCUCGGAUUUCUGCACGAACAGAACCGCGAAGAUCGCGACAGCUGGGUGAAAAUACGGUACGAGAACAUCAAGCCCGAUACGAAAAACAACUUUGAAAAGGCAAAGAAGGGUUCCACCAACAGCUUCGGGGUGUCGUACGACUAUGGCAGCAUCAUGCAUUACUCCGAGAAUGCUUUCUCCACCAAUGGCAGACCCACGAUCGAGGCAACGAAAUCUUUGAAUGGUGCUAAAAUGGGACAGCGGGAUGGAUUUUCGUGGAACGAUAUGGAAAAGCUCAACCAGAUGUACGAUUGUCAGGGAAGCAAGGGAAAUGGACAAACGUUGCUCAGGCCUCCCUCGUUUGGGAUGUUUCCUGGUACCGGAAUGCCCGGACCGGCAGGACCAUCUAGGCCAGGUGGUGGGCCAUUCUUGCCACCAUCUGGGCCAGGUCCCUACAAUCCGUACUAUCCACCGAAUGGAGGCCCGAUGUUCCCCUACGCACCCUACCCUGGCCCUGGGUUUGGAUACUAUCCUUACGAUGUAAACGUGGCAGAGAACGGAGACGCAACGAAAUAA